GACAUCCAGCAGCACUUUGGAGUCAAAGACAGUGGGGCUGGCUUAUUACAGACAGUUUUCAUCUGUAGUUUCAUGGUUGCGGCGCCUAUCUUUGGUUACCUUGGUGACCGUUUCAACAGAAAGAUAAUUCUCAGCUGUGGGAUCUUCUUUUGGUCAGCUGUCACUUUUUCAAGCUCCUUCAUCACUGAACAGUAUUUCUGGCUUCUUGUGCUCUCACGCGGUUUGGUUGGCAUCGGUGAAGCAAGUUACUCCACUAUUGCACCAACCAUCAUAGGAGACCUUUUCACCAAAAACACAAGGACCCUUAUGCUGUCCGUUUUCUAUUUUGCAAUUCCUCUUGGCAGUGGCUUGGGAUACAUCACUGGGUCAAGCGUGAAGCAGGUUGCUGGAGACUGGCACUGGGCGUUGAGGGUUUCUCCACUCCUGGGAAUGAUAACAGGAACCCUCAUUUUGGUGUUUGUACCUGCUGCUAAAAGAGGAAAUGUUGAACAACUUGGGGGACAGCUGAAGGCUCGGACCUCGUGGCUGAGAGACAUGAAAGCACUGAUUAGAAACCGCAGCUAUGUCUUCUCAUCGUUGGCCACUUCAGCUGUCUCCUUUGCCACAGGGGCACUUGGCAUGUGGAUCCCUCUCUACCUUCACAGAGCACAGGUUGUGCAGAAGACAGCAGAGACCUGCAGCUCACAGCUCUGCAGCACCAAAGAUAGCUUGAUCUUUGGAGCAAUCACGUGCUUCACUGGUUUCCUGGGUGUAAUCACAGGGGCUGGUGCAACCAAAUGGUGCCGGUUAAAAACCCAGCGAGCUGAUCCUCUUGUCUGUGCUGUUGGCAUGCUAGGAUCAGCCAUCUUCAUCUGUCUGAUCUUCGUUGCUGCCAAGAGCAGCAUUGUGGGAGCCUAUAUUUGCAUUUUUAUCGGAGAAACUCUUCUGUUUUCAAACUGGGCUAUCACAGCAGACAUACUAAUGUACGUGGUCAUUCCAACACGCCGUGCAACCGCAGUGGCCUUGCAGAGUUUCACUUCACACCUCCUGGGAGAUGCUGGCAGUCCUUAUCUGAUUGGAUUUAUCUCAGACCUGAUACGACAAAGCACAAAGGAGUCCCCGGUCUGGGAGUUCCUCAGCUUGGGGUAUGCACUCAUGCUCUGCCCGUUUGUCGUUGUCCUAGGAGGGAUGUUUUUCCUGGCCACAGCACUCUUCUUCCUAAGUGACCGAGCCAAAGCUGAACAACAGGUGAAUCAACUCGUGAUGCCACCAGCCUCUGUGAAAGUCUGAAACGUUGCCAGCGAGGAAAACGACAUACGGACUGCUGCUCCCACCACCACCGCACCAGUCUCAAGCUCGAAGCCCUUCUGUACUGGAAACCGGUGGGUCCUUCAGCUCCACACCGCCCUGGAAGGGUUAUCCAGCACCAAACUAAUCGCACCACUCCAGCCUGCAGGGUCAGGCACCAGGAGGUGAGCAGGGCAGCCUGGAACACAAGUAAUUCUUGAGCAUAAGGACAUUCACGGGUUCCUCUGAGCAUUGAAAGCGACUGUCCACAAUGUGCUACCCAAGUGAGUGACUGUCGAUUGUGUAUAUGGUUUUAGUUGUAGCCAACAAAGUCCGCAUCGUUUAUAGGGCAACUUGCAUCCUAGUGAAUGCUGCUGUUCUGUCAGCACUCCCACACCCAGAGACUGCACUA
Molecule: messenger RNA, 1678 nt
Organism: Egretta garzetta (little egret)
Lineage: Eukaryota; Metazoa; Chordata; Aves; Pelecaniformes; Ardeidae
Gene: SPNS2
Product: sphingolipid transporter 2
Exons: 12
Coding region: 73-1269 (398 amino acids)
Biological process (GO): lipid transport; transmembrane transport; sphingosine-1-phosphate receptor signaling pathway
Cellular component (GO): membrane
Molecular function (GO): transmembrane transporter activity; sphingolipid intramembrane carrier activity
Source: RefSeq, a predicted model, not a curated record